Messenger RNA from Medicago truncatula (barrel medic), 1664 nucleotides. RefSeq names its product hexokinase-2, chloroplastic. Gene Ontology annotation, cellular component: mitochondrion; cytosol. Gene Ontology annotation, molecular function: ATP binding; fructokinase activity; glucokinase activity. The record is from RefSeq and is a predicted model, not a curated record. The coding region runs from base 90 to 1568 and encodes 492 amino acids. NCBI's taxonomy places the organism in Eukaryota, Viridiplantae, Streptophyta, Magnoliopsida, Fabales, Fabaceae. Gene Ontology annotation, biological process: glycolytic process; glucose metabolic process; carbohydrate phosphorylation. The transcript has 9 exons.
AAAGGAUUGUAACAGAACAACGGUUGAUCAUAAAACAAAAAACAAGAAAGGAGAAGAUCCCUCUCCAAAUAAACACAGAAGAAGAAAACAUGUCUGUUUCUGUUUCUGUUACUGUUACUGUUACCUCUACCGUGGGACCCUUUCUUCCACGAUCCCAUCGGCGAUCAACAACAGCCGUCCGAUCCAACAAGGUUUCAGUUGGACCAACGAGAUUAUUAACGAAACUCAAACAAGACUGUGCAACUCCUCUACCUCUUCUUCACCAUGUUGCUGAUGCAAUGUCUUCUGAAAUGCGGGCUGGGCUUUCCUCCGUUGAUGGGCCCGGGCUUCCCAUGAUACCAACUUAUGUCCACACUCUUCCCUCCGGGAAUGAGAAAGGGUUGUUUUAUGCAUUGGAUCUUGGAGGAACAAACUUUCGUGUGUUGAGGGUACAAUUAGGUGGCAAAGAUGAUCGUGUCAUUGAUGUUGACUUUGAUCAAGUUGCUAUACCUCAUGAUCUAAUGUUUGCUACGUCCGAGGAGCUGUUUGAUUUCAUUGCUUUGGGGCUAGCCAAAUUUGUGGACAAAGAAGAUAGUAGAUUUCAUUUUCCUCCAGGAAGAAAGAGAGAGAUUGGUUUCACAUUUUCAUUUCCUGUCAAACAAACUUCUAUUGACUCUGGCAUACUAAUCAAGUGGACCAAGGGUUUUGCUGUUUCUGGAACUGUUGGAAGAGAUGUAGUUGCUUGUUUGAACGAGGCUUUGGAAAGACAAGGACUAGAUAUGCGAGUUUCUGCUCUGGUUAAUGAUACUGUUGGAACACUAGCCGGAGCAGAAUACUACGACAAUGAUGCUAAGGUUGCUGUUAUUUUAGGAACUGGAACUAAUGCUUGUUAUAUCGAGAAGUUAAGUGCCAUUCCCAAAUUACAAGGCCAUGUUUCUUCUUCUGGUAAAAUGAUCAUUAGUACUGAGUGGGGUGCUUUCUCAAAUGGUCUCCCUUUAACUGUAUUUGAUAGAGAAAUGGAUGCUGCUAGUAUCAAUCCUGGUCACCAUAUUUUUGAGAAGACAAUCUCAGGAAUGUAUCUAGGUGAAAUUGUGAGACGAGUGCUAGUCAAUAUGGCUGAAGAGGAAGGUUUAUUUGGGAUAUCUGUCCCUCAAAAAUUGUCCAUGCCUUUCAUACUCGGAACCCCGGAUCUAAGCGCCAUGCAGCAAGAUAAUUCUGGCGAUUUACAAGCAGUUGGGUCCCUCCUCUAUGAUAAAGCAGGGCUUGAAUCCAAUCUAAGUGAAAGAAAAACAGUUCUAGAGGUUUGUGAUACAAUUGUAAAGCGAGGCGGUAGCUUAGCUGGUGCAGGAAUUGUCGGGAUUCUGCAAAAAAUGGAAGAGGACUCAAAAGGUCUUAUCUUUGGAAAGAGAAGCGUUGUUGCCAUUGAUGGGGGUUUGUAUGAAAAUUAUCCUCAAUACAGGACUUACUUGCAACAUUCAGUAAAGGAGCUAUUAGGAACAGAAAAGUCAAACAAUGUUGUUAUAGAACAUUCAAAAGAUGGUUCUGGUAUUGGAGGUGCUCUAUUGGCAGCUUCAAAUUCCAUGUAUUAACAAGAUUGAUCAUUUUGUUCAACUAGUAUUUAAUCAUUGGAAUGGAGCAGAAUAUUCAUAACGUUUUCUUAGACAAUCAAACUCAUAAUUUUCUCA